AUAAGCGCCGGCGUCUGCGCACGGCAACAAGUAGACAACAGCCAGCAGUUACAAUGGUCUCCGACUUCAGAAAGAAGAAGCUGUUGCAUUUGUUCAACAAGUUCUUCGACAGAGAUGGCAGCGGCUCUGUAGAUAAGAAGGACUUCGAGCAGGCGGCGGAGAACAUCUCCAAGCUUAGAGGAUGGAAACAAGGUGAUGCCAAAUACAAGGAGACCCUAGACGCCUUGCUGAAGGUGUGGGAUGGAUUACAAAAUGUAGCGGAUGCUAACAAGGACGGCGAGGUGACUGCAGACGAGUGGGUCACAAUGUGGGAAGCGUACGCCAAGAAUCCAUCAUCAGCGUACGACUGGCAGAACCAGUACUGCAAGUUCAUAUUCCAAUUGGAGGACGCCAGUAACGAUGGGGCCAUCGACAGCGAGGAGUUCUCUACAGUCUACGCUUCCUUUGGCUUGAACAAGGAGGAAGCGGUGACAGCUUUCCAAAAGAUGGCCAAAGGCAAAGCCAACGUCUCCUGGCCCGAGUUCCAGGAGUUAUGGAAAGAGUAUUUCGUCACCGAAGAUCCGAAUGCUCCGGGAAAUUUCAUCUUCGGAAGGUCUAGUUUCUAAUUUUUCAGUUUAAACCUAAAGACGUUUAGUUAGAUAAUUUUUUUAUUUAAAUUUUAAUUGUAGUGAAAUUUAAGAAUCUUAACUGUUCUCAUUAUUUUUUUAUUGUAA
Molecule: messenger RNA, 713 nt
Organism: Papilio polytes (common Mormon)
Lineage: Eukaryota; Metazoa; Arthropoda; Insecta; Lepidoptera; Papilionidae
Product: calexcitin-2-like
Exons: 1
Coding region: 54-605 (183 amino acids)
Molecular function (GO): calcium ion binding
Source: RefSeq, a predicted model, not a curated record